Molecule: messenger RNA, 986 nt
Organism: Lotus japonicus
Lineage: Eukaryota; Viridiplantae; Streptophyta; Magnoliopsida; Fabales; Fabaceae
Product: probable 2' cyclic ADP-D-ribose synthase BdTIR
Exons: 2
Coding region: 1-549 (182 amino acids)
Biological process (GO): signal transduction
Source: RefSeq, a predicted model, not a curated record
AUGCAGCGAUUGCCAGCCACCUUGUACCGCAAAAUUGCACGUUCGGCGUCAUGCGACGUGUUCAUAAACCACCGUUGCAUCGACACGAAGAGGAACGUGGCGGGGUUACUCUACGAUCGCUUGACAAAGUUGGGAGCGAGCUCGUUCUUGGACAGCAUGAACAUGAAACCAGGGGACAAGUUGUUUGAUCACAUUGAUAGGGGGAUUCUCAGGUGCAAGGUUGGUGUAGCAGUGUUUUCUCCACGUUAUUGUGAGUCUUAUUUCUGUCUCCAUGAGUUGGCUCUUCUCAUGGAGUCCAAGAAGAGGGUUAUUCCCAUCUUCUAUGAUAUUAAGCCUUCGCAACUCAUGGUCAAGGACAAUGGAACUUGCAAUGCUAAAGAGCUUCAAAGGUUCCGUUCUGCACUUGAGGAAGCUAAAUACACUGUUGGAUUAACCUUUGAUCCUGUCAAAGGGGACUGGUCAAAGCUGUUAAAGGAUGCUUCAGAGGCAGUGAUCAUGAACUUGCUAGAGGUAGAGGAAGAGCAUAAGCGCAAGCAGAAGAAAUAUUGAUCACAGUUUUUUAUUAGUUGAGUCGGUCACAUUAAUAAAUUUGUUUAUUUUAAAAAAAAAUAUCAGAUCCACCACUAGGAGAGAAUUUUAACUUUCCUUGAGCCUAGUGGGAAAUUAUGAGAGUAAUUGUUAAGAAAGAGUCAGAUCUAUAGAUCAUCUCAUGUCACAUUAUUCAUCUAACAUCACUCAUCACUACCUGCAGAAAUCGUUUAUUUCUUUGGUUCGGUUUUUUUAUUUUUUAUUUUUUUAUGCAGUCUUGAAAAAAUUCAAUACUCGCAGUUUAGUUAGUUCAGGUUUCAGCUCAAUUUAGUUUUUUUCAAGUGCAAUUCCCAUGAAGUUGUAUCAUCUUACCCCCAAUCCCUUAAUUUGGGACUAUGGGGUAGUUUUUAACAAUUGUUCAGUCUUCAAUUCAAUAAAAUUGCAGUUUGUUUGUACUC